Messenger RNA from Cercospora beticola, 2078 nucleotides. It is a transcript of the gene CCT4, whose product is annotated as chaperonin-containing T-complex subunit CCT4. Gene Ontology annotation, molecular function: ATP hydrolysis activity; ATP-dependent protein folding chaperone; ATP binding. Gene Ontology annotation, biological process: protein folding. NCBI's taxonomy places the organism in Eukaryota, Fungi, Ascomycota, Dothideomycetes, Mycosphaerellales, Mycosphaerellaceae. The record is from RefSeq and is a predicted model, not a curated record. Gene Ontology annotation, cellular component: chaperonin-containing T-complex.
AUACAACACCGCCAUACCACCCACAACACGCCGGCGCAGGACUGCAGCGUGUCACGAAAAGUUCCCACGCCGUCGCCGAAUCCAGAGAUUUUCGCAGUACCCUCCGCGCCGAAUAAAACGUUGCUUUCCACCGACUGGGUGGCCUAGAAACAAAUAUGGCUCAAGGUGCGCCAUCAAAUGCCGGCAACAAUGCUUUCAAGGACAAGGCGAAGCCACAGGCAGUAAGAGAAGCCAACAUCACCGCCGCACGCGCUGUUGCAGAUGCCAUUCGAACAUCUUUGGGCCCGCGAGGCAUGGACAAAAUGAUUCAAACAGGCAAAGGCGAGACCAUCAUCACCAACGACGGAAACACAAUGCUUCGCGAUCUGGGCGUCAUGCACCCCUCGGCAAAGAUGCUGGUUGAUUUGGCAAAUGCGCAAGAUAUUGAGGCCGGAGACGGCACAACCUCAGUAGUGGUGAUCGCCGGCAGCCUUUUGGGAGCUGCUGAACGAUUGCUGGCCAAAGGCAUUCACCCUACCAUCAUCAGCGAAAGUUUCCAGCGAGCGGCUGCUCGUGCUGUCGAGAUCCUCGAACGAGUCUCCGUACCCAUCGACCUCACAGACCGCCAAACGCUGCUCAAAGCAGCCUCGACCUCGCUUUCAUCAAAAAUUGUGGCUCAAGAGCCCAAGCUUGCGCCCAUGGCUGUCGAUGCCGUGCUGAGAACCAUCAACCCAACAAAUGCGCAAAACGUCGAUCUUCGCAACAUUCGAAUUCUCAAGAAGGCCGGUGGUGUGAUCGAUGACUCGGAAAUGGUGGACGGGCUGGUCCUCAGCCAACAGGCAAUCAAGAGCGCAGGGGGUCCAACACGGAUAGAAAAGGCAAAGAUCGGUCUGAUUCAAUUCCAGCUCAGCCCGCCGAAGCCCGACAUGGAGAACCAGAUCGUGGUGAACGACUACAGACAAAUGGACAAGAUCCUCAAAGAGGAGCGGACAUACUUGCUGAACAUGGUCAAGAAGAUCAAGAAGGCAAAAUGUAACGUGCUCUUCAUCCAGAAGAGUAUUCUCCGAGACGCUGUCAACGACCUGAGCUUACACUUCCUAUACAAGCUCGGCAUCAUGGCUGUCAAGGACAUCGAGAGAGACGAAGUCGAGUUCAUCUGCAAAUCCACUGGCUGCAAGCCCAUCGCAGACAUCGACUCUUUCACAGAAGACAAGCUUGGAUCCGCAGAGCUCGUGGAGGAAGUAUCGAAUCUGGGUUCCCGCUAUGUGCGUGUCUCGGGGGUCAAGCACCCCAAUGCCAAUGCGCCCAAGACCGUCUCGAUCGUCGCACGAGGAGCAAACCCGCUGAUCCUGGACGAAGCCGAGCGCAGUCUCCACGAUGCCAUGUGCGUUAUCCGCUGUCUCGUCAAGAAGCGCGCUCUUCUCCCUGGUGGCGGUGCACCAGAAAUGGCUGUUGCCACACAACUCAGCCAAGAUGCCCUCACAUCACAGUAUCCAGACAGCGUAUGCUUCAAAGCUUUCGCUGAUGCGCUUGAAGUCGUUCCGGUCACAUUGGCUGAGAAUGCAGGUCUGAACAGCAUCAAGGUUGUCACUGAGCUGCGAGCGCGACACGCGAAGGGCGAGACCAACGUUGGUGUCAGUAUCAAGAGAGGCGGCGUCGGAGUCAUGGGUGGUGAUGACAAGAGUGCUUCCGGCGAAGGUGUCAUGCAGCCACUUCUCGUCAGCACGAGCGCUUUCGAGUUGGCCAGUGAAACGGUUAAGAUGAUCUUGAGGAUUGACGAUAUUGCAUUGUCACGAUAGAUGACUAUGGAGACAAAACGUCAGUCAUGAUAGAAGGAAGUCACCCGAGUCGCGCCUUGAGCGCAUGUGGAUGAUUGAAGAUCGUCUGAACGACUGUGCGCAAGCAAUGUAGCGAGAGCUCCAACUCGCUCAAUGGAGGCCGCAGAUGUGCAGACAAAGUCAUACUAUGCACAGACAGUAGCACACCCUACGCCCACGAAACAUCUCGCAGUGGCGAGCAAAAUGAAGUACCAGGUCGCGGGUAUGGGAGAACAAAGUGCUGCAAAUACUUAGGCUACGCAGAUACUUUCCGUCUAUCUG